Molecule: messenger RNA, 866 nt
Organism: Salvia miltiorrhiza (redroot sage)
Lineage: Eukaryota; Viridiplantae; Streptophyta; Magnoliopsida; Lamiales; Lamiaceae
Exons: 3
Coding region: 171-866 (231 amino acids)
Biological process (GO): mitotic G2 DNA damage checkpoint signaling
Cellular component (GO): nucleus
Molecular function (GO): chromatin binding
Source: RefSeq, a predicted model, not a curated record
AAAUUACAGAUUUCCUAACGGGCCGAAUUUAGGCCCAUUGAUUUCGGGUUGAGGCCCAAAAGGAAACAAAAAGCACCACGCUCUAUAAAUUCAGUUCAACAAUUGAUUUCCCGCCAAAUUGCGCACAUCCCUCUCCUUUUCACACACAGAGACAAUCGCCGGAAGCAAAAAUGCCGAUCUCUUUCAUCGCCGUUCAGUGCUUCGAGUGCUCCACCAUGCAGGUGAAGCAGCAGAAGAAGAGCAGCAACAAAUGGAGCUGCGUGGUGUGCAAUCAGAAACAAUCCGUGCGGAAGGUGUUCGCCCAAUCAUUCAUGGCCAAGGACGUCCGGAAAUUCGUCCAGAAUUUCAACAUGUCUCGCCAAUUAUCCGACCAGCAGCACUCGCUCUCCAACGACGAGUCUCAUAUUAUCGUGGAUGCUCCAGAAAACAAAGAUCAGAAGAGGAAAAGAAAUGAUUGGACGGAGUACAUCGAUAACGAUGGUGAUCAGGAGGAGUACUCGGCAAAAUUCGAGCAAGGGAUGAAUUCCGCACAAGAGGAUGAUGGAAUCGAGCCAAUGGUUGUGACGGAGAUGCCGAAGGCAACCUUCUCGAAGCCAAAAGUGAGCAACUAUUCUUGCAGAGGGGGAAAGCUCUUGAAACCUUCGUUCCCAAACAGAAGGAACAGUUUCAUGACACAAAUUCGAGAGAAACCAGCGCAUCGAAACAUAGCAGCAGGCAAGGACACGGUUUCGAAGUGGAGUAGUUUCAUAACUGCAGAAGACGGGGACGACGACUGUCGGAACUCAAAGAGAGAGGAUGAUCAUCUCUUAGAGUUGUGGAUGAAUGAUGAAAGAGUAGAGGAAGACAUCCAUCCUGAUUUCCUCUGA